Anolis carolinensis (green anole) is the source of this 7263-nucleotide messenger RNA. It is a transcript of the gene tspyl2, whose product is annotated as TSPY like 2. Gene Ontology annotation, cellular component: chromatin; nucleus. Gene Ontology annotation, molecular function: histone binding; chromatin binding. NCBI's taxonomy places the organism in Eukaryota, Metazoa, Chordata, Lepidosauria, Squamata, Anolidae. Gene Ontology annotation, biological process: nucleosome assembly. The record is from RefSeq and is a predicted model, not a curated record. The coding region runs from base 232 to 1536 and encodes 434 amino acids. The transcript has 7 exons.
UGGCUCGACCACAAUGAGCCGCGACCAAUCAGAAGAAGUUGCGCAGGAUCCUCGCGCUUUGGCAGUUAGAGCGCUCCGUUCGCUGGCGCCCUUCCCCCACCCUCACCUCUCGCGCUCCCUUCUCCCCCCUCCCCCGGCGGCCUUUGAAGUCGGCGGUUGGGCGCGGGGCAUCUCAGCUCCCGGCCCCCAUUGCUUUGAUCUGUCGGCGCGGUCGGUGUUGAUCCCGGCACCAUGAGUGGGGACGGUGGGCGCGGGGACCCACCAGCCCCGGCUCCUAAGCAGCGGCGCUUAGAUCCAGCUUGCCAACUGCAGAAGGAAACUGAGGCCGCCCAAGCGCUGGCUGACAUGACGGCUUGGGGCGGCGGGAGCCUUGAAACCGCCAACCAGCAGGAGGCGCGCGACAGCCCUGCGGCGGAGGCGAAGGGGGGCCUGGAAACGCCUGGCCGGCAGGGGGCGCGCGGCCGUCCCGCUCGAGGGGAAGAGUCCGCGGGGGGCUCCGAAACCGACGGCGCGGCGAAAGGGGCCCCCGAAACAGCCGCUCGGGAGGAGAGCGGGGAUGGCCGCGAGGGUCGGAGGAAGAGGAAGGAGGCCCGGGAAAGGCGGAGGGCGGCCGAAGAGGAGUGCUCGGUUAUCUCCGUGGGCGAGGAGGAGGACGAUGACGAAGACGAGGAGGAGGGCGAGGGCGGAGGAAGGCCCCAGCCCCCUCGCAAAACGGAGCAGUAUUUGGAGGCGCUGGAGGCCGUGCAACUGGAACUGGAGGCCGUGAACCAGCAGGCCAGCCGCACCUUCUCCCGCCUCAAGGCCAAGUUCGGCCACAUGCGGCGCCCGCACCUGGAGCGACGAAACCGCAUCAUCCAGAACAUCCCGGGCUUCUGGGUCACCGCCUUUCUCAACCAUCCCCAGCUUUCAGCCAUGAUCAAUGACCGGGAUGAGGACACCCUGAGCUACAUGACCAAUCUGCAGGUUGAAGAUUUCACCCAUGCGAAGUCAGGCUGCAAGAUCAAAUUCUACUUCAACAGCAACCCCUACUUCCAGAACGAAGUCAUUGUGAAGGAGUUCCAGUGUGGUUCCUCUGGGAGACUGGUUUCCCAUUCUACCCCCAUCCGCUGGUGGCGUGGCCAGGACCCAUUGGCUCAUGGUCGGAAGAAUUUUGAGAUGGGCCGCAGCUUCUUCAGCUGGUUCUGUGACCACAGCUUCCCAGCAGGAGACCGCAUUGCUGAGAUCAUUAAAGAGGAUCUCUGGCCCAAUCCGUUGCAAUACUACCUGAUGGGCGAAGGUGGAGAAAAUGGUGAAGAAGACAGUGAGACAGAAAAUGGUGACGACUUCGUAGUGAUUGUGGAUGAUGAUGGUGAUGAUGGUGAAGACGAGGAGGAAGAGGAAGAAGAUGUACAUGAGAUCAUGGAUGAGGAGGAGUGUGGACAAGGCAAAGCUGUAGAAGAGGUCCUUAGUGAACCAGAAGAUGAUGGUGCUGGUGCUAAAUCGUCUGUCUCUGAGAAACUACAUGAGAAAGAUUCUGAGGUGGAAGAAGAUGGCUAGAUCAUCAUGGAGAGACAGUGUGUCUGACUGGACUUUCCCACAGUGACCUCAGUGGCACUUUGUCCCUGACCAAUUGCACUUGGAUAUGGCAGGAUGUUGUGGUGACGGUGCAAGAUUUUAGGAGCAGUCACAUAGAGUAUUUUCUGUCCUCUUAUUUAUUGCAGCGACUGCAUUUUUUCUGCCUUUUGGGGGCAGAAAGCCACCACACUUCAGCACCCACCAUUUAAUUGUCUGAUGCUUAGCAUCUCUGCCUGCCUGCCUGCUUGCCUGCAUAUGGGGGCUAUAUGCAUAUAUGCCCUGUCCCCUGAUGGCUACUCAGGGUAUUGCCUGCCCAGUGGCCUUUUCAAAUCAGCUCAGGGUUCCCUUCCAUUCAGCAUUAUUAAGCUGCUGAUUUUCGCACUUCCCUGCACUUCUGUCUCUGAAUUUUUAACUCACCCUGUAGAUACUUCAAAUUUAGAUAGUCUGUUGGAGGCCAGUUAGUACCUCUGGCUCUCAAAACAUCCCAGCCUUCUCUCCCUGUUCAACUAGUAAAGCCUGGCCAUUUUGGGACUCAUCUGUCGCCAGCAUUCUGCCAAUUUAAAUGGAUUUAAAAUAGUUCCUGCUGGUCCAGAUGAUGGCCUCGCACCUGUUGGCUUAGUUGAAGCAAUAAUAGCUCUCUGGUUGCACAGUAGUCUGCUUGGGGUUAUUGUGUGAGGAGACUGGCUGAGGUGCUUCCCCCAGUGUGGUGGUGAGACAUUUCUUGGAACAAUACAACACCAAGGACAUGUGGGCUUUUACAACCCUUUCUGCUCUAUGUAUAAAUGGAUAGCAACGUUUGUAAUACAUCAUCCCCAGUUGGAUUCCUUCCUUGUCCUCUUUACCCUAUAGAGGCUGUUCUAUGCAAUGCUACUGAUAUUUGUAGAAAAGCAACUGUUUUCCUUGGCUGAAAUUUUUUGUAUAUUUCGUAUCAGGACUUUGUAUGGUUUUUUUUUUACUACAAAAAGUACUUAAUAUACAGAGAGCUUUCCAAUGUGGCGUGAGGCUCCUUUUUUGGGAGGUCUAGACCUAUAGCUGUUCAUAUUCUAUGUUCAGAAUAUAGUAUAUAAAUAAUUGUUACUCUGAUUUGUUCUGCACUAUCCACUGAUGUUCUUUGUAUGUUUGUAUUCUGGAAAAGAGGGGUGGGUAGAACAGGAGGAACCUAAAGAAAUGUAACAUGAAGAAUGGGCUUAUAAAAUCAUGACAGGGAGAGGUAAGCUUUUCACAGUGUCCAGCCACUUCACAAGUCAUCCCAAAAAUUCCCACACUUGCUGAAAUUCAAACAAUUUUGGAGAUUUGUUGUAAGACCUUUAUGGAGAAAAUUCUUUGAAAUGUAUGUACCAGAUCCUCUUAACAGGGUCUCACUGCUUUUUGAAUUUGGAUUUUAGAAUGGAUUGGAAGUUGACUGGUGUUAACUUUGGAUCUGCCAGAACUAAAAGUAUGUGAACUAUACAACUGGUAGGUACUACAGUUAAAGCCAGUCAUGUGUAGAGAAUACCAUAUUUUCUCAAGUCUAGUGUACAUCUUUUUUUGGCUAAAAUACACGGCCAAAAUGAGGGUGUAUUUAGUAUUACGAUAAUCUAAGUGCUGAGGCAAAGUUAAAGGGGAAGUUGCUUCAGAAGUGCCAUGAGGCUUGCAAACAUGCACCAGCCAUUGGGAAAAGAGGAAAAAACAAGAGGAAAAAGCUACUUUUAAAAGAUUUUCUGCCUCCUAUUUCCAAGUUUAGAUUGCUACUGAAGCCAAAUAGAGGGCUGGGAGGCGGGGAAGGAGCCCAGCCAAGAGGGGAGAGGGAGAGGAGAAGAGGCAGCAGCUGUUGCCAGACAGGGCCCGCAGAGUGGUUUUUUCCAGCUUCUUCACCUGAAAUAUAAUUUACCCUAACUGGUACUCAUUGAGGAUCUCCCUUUUAAAUAUUAAUUAGCACCAACCCUGUUUAGUUUCAAUGAUCAGGACGUUCCUUGUCCUGCUUAAAAACCUACAGAGUUCUGGCGCUUGUAGUUGAGUGAGCUCCAGGACUUCUCUUGCUGAGAAUGGGAAAAGCUGCUGUCUAAACUACAAGCCCCAGAAUCCUGCAGGCAGCCACAGGAUUGAAAGCAGACACAGACUCUAAAUCAGUGGUUCUCAACCUGUGCGUCCCCAGAUGCUUUGGCCUUCAAUUCCCUGAAAUUCUAACAGCUGGUAAAUUGGCUGGGAUUUCUGAGAGUUAUAGGCCAAAACGUAGGGAGCCACAGGUUGAGAACCACUGCUCUAAAUCCUAUUUUUUUAGUUACUGCCUUUGGCAUAUUUAGUCCCCAUAAUCCCUUCCAGUAAAUUAGGGGAAUAUUCCAUGAGAUUUGCUUGUGAUUCCCUUUUGCCUUUCUAAAUAGAUUUUUGGACUAAAUCCUAGCCCUCCUAAGAUGCAGCUACAAUGCAGAAUUACUGCGGUUUGACACCACUUUUUAAUUGCAAUGGCUCAGCACUAUGCAAUCCUAAAAAUUGUAGUUUGGUGAGGCACCAGCAUUCUUUAGCAGAGAAGACUGACAACCUUGUAAACUAGUAUCCCCAUGAUUCCAUAGCAUUGAACCAUAGCAGUGAAAGUGGUGUCAGGCUGCAUUAAUUCCAGUGUAGAUUAACCCAAGGACUUCGGAAUCACCUAGGAUGCCCUGAUACUGUAAACAUUUGAUAACACUAAGAAUACUAUUGUUCAUUGUAUGGAAUCCUGGGAUUUGCAGUUUGUGGAGGUGACAAGCCUCUUUAGUAAAAAAUGCUAAAGAGCUUGUAGAACUACACUUCCCAGGAUUCCAUAGCAUUGAGCCAAGGGAAUUAAAGUGUCAAGCUGCAUUCAUUCUACAGCAGUGAUUCCCAUAGUGGGCGCUACUGCCCCCUGGUGGGCGCUGGAGCGAUCCAGGGUGGUGGUGAUGGCACCUAGUAGGAAACGGGGGUGGGGCCAGAGGAGGGACGAGGCCUCUUCCCAAGAGCCGAGACAGGGCUGAGAAUCUAUAUCUCUCCUGAGGUCUUGUUGGGACACAGAGGGCAGAGCUAGAGAACGAGACGGAGUCUCCUUCCAAGAGCACGAGACAGGGCUGAGCCUCUGUAUACCUCCCCUGAGGCGCUUGUUAGAACACGGGGGCGGGGUAUAAAGGUUCAGCCCUUUCAGGCACUUGGGAAGAGGCCCUGCCCCCUCCUCUAGCCCUGCCUCCUGUGUCCUGGCAGGCGCUGCAGGACAGGGAUAGAAGCUCAGCCCUGCCUCAGAGUUCAUAACUCCGCCCAUCCCAGUCCUGGCUGCCCAUUUGUGGCCCCGCCCACCUCCCCCUCCCAGCCCUGCAUCUUGGACUAGGGGAGAGGUUCAGCCCGCCCACUUGAGCAGGAGCCACACCCACCCCUCUAAGCCACGCCCCCCUUUCCAGGGGGCACUGAGUCAUAUUUUUUCUGAAAAGGGGGUGGCAGGUCCAAUAAGUUUGGGAACCACUGUUCUACAGCAUAGAUUCACCCAAGGAAGCUGAGGAAGGAUAAACAGGCUCCUUGAGGGAAAAGUUACCUAUUUCUCUGGUUUUCUUUUAAAUUGCUGAAAGAUUUGGCGUCCUAACACUUUUUUAAAGAAGCAAUUCUAAGCAGGCAGCAACUAUAAUGCACAUCUUUUUUGGCCAAAUUUCAGAGUGCACCUUUUGCAGCUGCACAUUACAUUUGGCAGCAAAUAUGGUGUUUGUUUUUUUUGUUUCAGAGAUUUGAACAUUGAGGUGUGCAUUACAUUUGAUAGUGCAUUAGAUCUGAGUAAACACGGGUAUAUGUGGACAGGAACAAAAGGUUGUAGUUGCUACUAAAUGUUAACUUUUCAUUGCUGGAUGCAGGUGAAUUUCUGUGUAGCUUGCUACUAGUUUUAUGAAAAAAUGCAUGUUACACUUAGGAAUGAAGACACGUGUUUGAAUAAUUUAGAGUGAUUUUUCUUAGCUUAGCCUUUUUUAACAUGCUAGCUUUUCAAGAUUUUUAGUGUGGGAAAGACUUUAAACUUACUAACUUUUAUGUGAUCUGAAGUGACGUGCUACCAGAAUAAUUUUUACAUGUUUUCUUUUAUCUUAUUGUUAAGAAUAUUCAACUAGAUCUUAGAAAACAUUAAUUUGACUAUGUAGUCUGCUAACUCAAAAUAUGUAAUAUCUUCUGGUAUACUUUUCCAACAUGGUUGCUUAGAAAUUAGAACUACAGGAACAUAAUAUCCUUUUAACCCUUGCUUUUCCUGAGAAUUAUUAUGUUGUGCAGGAAUCUGGUAAAUAUCUCCUGUUUCAGCGUUUCAGUCUCAGUUUUCGCCAUAUAUCUUCCACUUGUCAGUCAGUUAUCACUUGUAAUGUCUAUUGAUAAAAUACAUAUACUUUGGAGAAUAUGUUAGAAAGUAAGAGGACACUUAAUUCACACCGUUAGAGAACAACCUGAUGAAAGUGGAUUUGUUAAAAGAUCCUGUGUUUCGUCUGGAAAUGUUAAUUUUGACCUUCACUCACCACUAUGUCUGAAAAGUAAAGUUGCUUUGAUGAUUUAAAAAGCUUCAAGGUUAAAUAGGACAAGCUAUACAACAUUAGUAAAGGAUGCAGCUAAUUUAGAAUAUGGUGUGAUGUAGUGGUUUGAAUGUUAGACUAAGAAACUGGGAGCCCAGGGUUCAAAACAUCUCUUAGCCAUGGAAACCUGCUGAGUGAUGAUGGACAACUCAUACUCUCUCAGCCGCAGUGGAAGGCAAAGGCAAAUAUUCUCUGAACAAAUUCUGACAAGAAAACUUUGUGAUAGGGUUACCUGAGGGCAGAGGUGUUAAACGUGUGGCCCUCCAGGUAUUUUUGAACUCCAGCUCCUGGCCAUUGGACAUGCUCAUUCAGGCUUCUGAGAGUUGGAGGACCAAAUAGCUGAUGAGCCACAAGUUUGACAUCUGUGCCUUAGUCAGAAAUGACUUGAAGACACGCAACAAGUGCAUAUCAUGAUCUAACUGGGUGCUGUCAGCAAAUUCAAUUAUCUAGAAACCAAUAAUUGAGGCUUGGGUUCUUGCUUCCCAGAGGCAAAGUGUCUUUUUUCCCUCUUUUGCCAAACAAGAAAGUAACACAGAGGAGAAGGAAGUGGAUCACAUACAGCCGACCUUUCUUUUCAACCUGUAGUACUAAUAACAUCUAAAAACAAAUAGCCUGAUGCAAUUUUAAAAGAGGCAUGCUCAAUCUCUUGUGAUCAGAGACUUUUUACAAAUGUGUUAAAGCUGUAACAGAAUAUCCAAGGACUUAAGUACUGAUCUCUAGAAUUGAACAGAUGCCCUCCACAUAUGAGAAGUUACAUUUUGAAAUGGACACUGGCUUUGCAAUAAUAUAAAGUAAUACCUUUCAGUUUCUAUUAAGUCUAACACUUGUGGUUCUGUUGAGGAGAAUGUAAUGAAAGCUUAUAUCUUUUUCAAAUUUGCACAAAGCAUCCAGAUACUGUAUUAGUAAUUCAACUGCAACAAAAUACUUAUGGUUAUCACUAAUUAUCAGUCAGUCUAACUCACCCACUCCUACAAAACAUAUGAAGUGAAUACUGUCCAUAAAGAUUUUACAUAUUAACAAAUGACCAGGAAGGCGACACAAAUAUGGCAGAGCUUUCCAAACUGUGUGUCAUGACAGGUUUGUGUGUGGGCUGCAGUGUGUGUGUCAAACGAAUGUAAUGAGAAAUUACAAAAGUCUUAGAAAUGUUUGUUAUAUUACAAGUCAAAAAUAUAAAUGAAAGGUUUUCAUAAGA